This is a messenger RNA of Tigriopus californicus, 2208 nucleotides long. RefSeq lists its product as uncharacterized. NCBI's taxonomy places the organism in Eukaryota, Metazoa, Arthropoda, Copepoda, Harpacticoida, Harpacticidae. The record is from RefSeq and is a predicted model, not a curated record. The coding region runs from base 16 to 1920 and encodes 634 amino acids. The transcript has 4 exons.
CUUGGGCAGGCAGCCAUGUCAGUUUCCUGUACAUGCUUUCAAAUCGACUCCAUCUCAACUUCAGAUCAAUGGGAAUCUACCAAUGCAGGGGAUCGAGGAUACAACAAUUGGGAAGCUGCGAGGAACUCUGGACCCGUUCCCCCUCAUUUAAAUGAUGCAAAUGCGCUGGCCACAACAACACAUCAUCAGCAUGAUGGCUCGAUGGAAGGCCAGGAACCCCCAUUUCAGCGGCAUCGCUUGCUUGAGAGCCAAGACGAGCCCUUUCAUCGAUACCCCUCACAUGACGGCCAACAAGAAGAGGCUUUUCAUCAAGAUCAUUUCAGACAUCCGCAACAACAACGACCCAGUAUAGGCACUCAGUAUUUAAACCAGAUUUCGAAUAUCUUCAGCGAAGAGGACCCCAGAGGCAAUAACCAACAUCAAUAUCAUGAACCACCACCACCACAACAACAACAACAUCAGCAACAACAACACCAACGAAACGACGAACCAGCCGAUUGGGAUCAAAGCAAUCAGAGUGAAGCUCCUGAUAUGACGAGAUUGCCGCUGGUGAAUAUUGAUCAUUUGUAUCUUCCAUUCUUCAAUGACGCUCGUGCGGAAAAAAACGUCAAUGAAGGCGAGGCAAAUGCGGAUGAAAUUGAACAGGAGCUUGAUCAGAACAUUCACGACUACGUGGAACAACGAGAGCGAGAGAAACGACUUCGCAACCUGCGGUUUGAGACAAGAAAUAGAAAGCAUGACAUUAGCGAAGACGAGCCAGAAGAAGACGAGAGCGAAGACGAGAGCGAACAUUCGGACAAAAGAAAUGCCAAUAACGAGGAAUUGGACGACUAUCCCAUGGUGAUCAGAUAUCAUAAUAAUGGCUCUCAUCCUCGAUCGAGAACUGUUCAAAAGCGAAUCCGACCCCGAACUUCGAAGCCAUUUCGACCCUAUCCGGAGCGAGGUUCUUCCCGGCCCCCGUCAACCCGUCCAUCGGAUAAUCGUCCCUAUCCGUCCAAUCCAUUGGAAGACGACAACAUCAGGGUUCACGUUUAUGGGAGUUAUAAAGGGCCUGCUCCACCUUCGGGAUCUCAUACAUCCACUCUGGUGCCUAACUAUGGCCCAGCCCCGGAUCCCCGCCGAUCUGUUGUCACUGAUGAUGAGGACGACGAUGAGAAUGAGUCCCCCUCUGUCCCACUUAUUCCUGGCCAAGCAGCCCCGCCCAUUCAUUCACAAGUGAGCCGAGUAUACAACCAACCCGAACAACGCCGCCGAAAACCACCAAGUCACUCUCAACGUGUCAGGCCUGAGAAGCGAAACCUGACCCCUCAAGCUAAAUAUGACCGACAAAUACAAAGCGGUGGGGACGACAACGAUGACGAUGACAGCGACAAUGACAGCAACGAGGAGAAGAAGAAGGGGCAGGCCGAGGAUAAGCCAGAAAUAACUGUCAAUAACCAUCAGCCUCAAUUCCCUCCUAACACCAACUACCCUGCAUUUCCACUUCACUUUCCAACAUUCAACCCAAGACCACAGCAGAGCCCUGGAGGCCUGUUUGUCCACCAGAUCCCCCCUUCGGCCAAACCGUUAGUGAUUGUUCCCAUAAAUAAAAUACCCGGCCUCACCACUACCACUUUGGAUCAAUCACAAGAGCCAAGGUCGUUGGUUUAUGGUGGUGGUGGUGGAGGUGUUGGUGCAGGCGCUUUGGGAGGAGGUCAUCAUCUUCCUCAUCAUCAUCAUCAGCCACAACUUCAUCCUGCCCUGAGUAGCAAGAAAUCCCACCAUCAUUACGGUCCUUCCAGGCAUGGUCGAGCAAAUAUCAAGGCUUACCGGGGACCUUCGCAAAAGCUGAAAUCAUCGCACGGAUACGCUAGCUAUUUUGCCCCUUGGGGAUAUUCCUCCUAUGUACCAACGGAUUCCAAACCAAAGAAAAAGUAUUGACCUGUUUGAGCGUUGAGAGAGAAGUAUUGUUAUUAUUACUAUUAUUACGUUUGUUAUUAGGCAGGAAAUCUAAAUGUUAUACAUCUUUUUUUGUGAACGACUAUCUCGAAAUAUCCGACAGCACGGUUUUUCUCUUCAAGUACCUCCUACAAACGAAAAACUGGUUGCUCCAUAAUUAACGUUAAUGACGCAAUAAAUUGACUGUACUGGCAGUGAUCUAGAAAGUUUGAAAUUUGCCUGAUAAUGGUUGUGAUUUAGGUGAAAAUAAAUGAAUGUGCUAUCAAUCCA